UUAUCAGCAAACGGCUCAGCCAUUCAGAAGAGCGCUCAUUGAUGACGGCAAAUGCGAAGAUAGUGAUUCAAUGGGGACCCGAGACUUGAGGAGACUCGAGAGAUCAGCCAGCUUCAGAAGAAUUCAAUCAAAGUUGUGCCCUCAGCUGAGCCGGGUGUGACCGAGCGUUUGUUGACACGGUUGUUUUCUGACUGAGACGUUGUAUUAAAAAUCUCAACGGUACCUCAACGACAACGGUUAGUGAUUUAUGACCUUUUGAUUUACAACAGCAAGUGUUCCGUUAAGUGUAAAGUUUUUAAACUUCCAUCAAAGUUAGUGUUUGUGAAAACGGUAAACUAAGAAGUUGAAGAAGUGAAUAGUGCUCCAAGAUGAGUUAUCUACAUUCAACGGUUUUGGCAGCUGCGGCUGCCCUUUUGUGCCUGGGUAUGGUACGAGGGCAUACCUACAAAACCGGGGAGUGCCCGUCGGUGGAACCGAUGGCCGGAUUCAGUAUGCAACAGUUCCUGGGCGUAUGGUACGUGAUUCAGAAAACCGGAACCGCCUCCAGCUGUGUCAUCUACAACAUCACCAAGGCCGAGGAACCCAAUGAGUACGACAUCGAGCAGGUUUCGCAACGAGCUCCCCUCUCGAUUACGCCCAUCAAGCACGAAUUCAGCUACACCGGCAAGCUCACCGUCACAGAUAGAGACGUUCCGGCCCGCAUGACCGUUCGAUUCCCGCUGAGUGUGGCUGGAUCGGCCAAAUUCGUUGUCUUCAUGAGCGAUUACAGCACCUUCGCCGGGGUGUUCUCCUGUCAGAAGAUUCCAUUUGGGCAUCGGCAGAGUGCCACCAUUCUGUCCCGGACCCGCGAUUUGGACAAGAUUUACGUGGACAAGAUCCGCAACCGUCUGGCCAGCUUCUCGGUUGAUCCGUUCGACCUGAGCAUCAUCAAUCAGACCGGCUGCCCGAAGGAAGGUGAAGCCGGCUACAAUAUCCACAUCGACACCAACACCUUCUCGGCCAAGAACAUUGCUAGCGUAUUCCGGAAGGCCGGAGAAAAGAUCGGCGAUGGGUUCGAGGCUGCGGUCAACGCCGGCAAAAAGAUCUACAACCAGUACUCGGAGUCCGGAAGCACCAGCAGCGAAGGUCCCACAACAGCCGGCAGAACCGAACGUUUGACCGCGGGCCAACCACACCCGGAUGCGGAAUGGUUGCCGUGAACUUGACGCGAAAUUGGAUGAGAUCAAAUGGCGGAACCUCUACCCUGGUACCUACCGGAAAACCGUGCGCCGUCAGAAAAAUACAAGGAAUUGAAAUCGAAUCUGGAAGGUUGGAAGGAUGUACCAAAAUGGAUGUGAUACGAUGCGAUGGUUGCUAUUAAUUAAGAGCUAAAGGUCUGGUGCUAGGGAAGGUUACACGUCGUCGUCUGGCAAGGGAGAAAAAAAGAUUACUCAAAUUAAAACGUUAUCCUUUUUUAUCAAGUGGUUUAUCGUAAGCAAAUUUUAAGCGAAUCUAAGAGAAGAAAAUAAAACUCAUUUCAAUAUCA
Molecule: messenger RNA, 1525 nt
Organism: Uranotaenia lowii
Lineage: Eukaryota; Metazoa; Arthropoda; Insecta; Diptera; Culicidae
Product: apolipoprotein D-like
Exons: 5
Coding region: 369-1199 (276 amino acids)
Biological process (GO): brain development; tissue regeneration; lipid transport
Molecular function (GO): lipid binding
Source: RefSeq, a predicted model, not a curated record